AAGUAUAAAGACAUUGUGGGAACUAAAAGCCAACACCGAAUCAGGCAGGAGCUGCCAUCCCGUACAGGAACUUUACAGGCACAACUCGUUUUUUUUUAUUUUUUUUUAUACUGCUUCCCAGAUUUGAGGUAUGAAAACAUGGCGGUAAAAACGAGACUGCAAGCCUACAGAGAACACACCAAGCCGCAGGACAGCGUCGCAGACCAUGCUAGAAGUCCAGUCGCAGCCCGCAAAAGCAGCAGACUCUCAUCAAAAAGAGGAGUCAGGGACAGCAAACAACCUUCCAGCAUCAACAGCUUGAUACAAAAUAGCACAUUUGCUGCGAGCAUCAAGAGCAAACUGGGCCUGAGUCCGUAUGUUGUCAUUAAAAUAGGAAUCACUCUGAUUAUAGCUGCUGUAGUUGGAAUUUUACAUUGGUACCAUAUUUCUAAUCUUUUUGAAAAUGACAGGCACUUUUCUCACCUUUCAACCCUGGAAAAGGAAAUGGCUUUUCGUACAGAAAUGGGGCUUUACUAUUCAUAUUUCAAGACAAUUAUUGAAGCUCCCUCAUUUUUCAAUGGAUUACAUAUGGUGAUGAAUGACAGGUUAACAGAGUACCCUCUUGUUAUUAACACUCUGAAGAGGUUCAAUCUGUACCCUGAGGUGGUCCUAGCCAUCUGGUACAGGAUUUACACUGCAAUAAUGGGAUUCUUAGGUAUUGCAACCAAAAUGUGCUGGGCUGUCAACAGGGGAGACGGAUUAAAACCGAUUGAAAGCUGUGAAGGUUUGGGAGACCCAGCUUACUUUUAUGUCACAUUUGUGUUCAUAUUAAAUGGGCUGAUGCUGAGUUUAUUUUUUAUCUACGGGACAUAUUUAAGCGGAAGCAGACUUGGCGGCUUGGUCACAGUGUUGUGUUUCUUUUAUAAUCAUGGUGAGAGUACCCGAGUCAUGUGGACUCCUCCCUUGCGUGAGAGUUUCUCUUACCCGUUCCUUGUGCUUCAGAUGCUGCUUUUAACAUACAUCCUCAGGAGUUCAAGAGCAGGAAAAGCUGCCUUUGUUGCCCUCGGUGUUUCUAAUGUCUUUUUCAUGCUUCCUUGGCAGUUUGCCCAGUUUGUUUUACUUACUCAGAUUGCAUCCUUAUUUGCUGCGCAUAUUGUGGGUUAUCUGGGCUACGUAAAGCUACGGUCACUCUUAUAUGUUCACAUGAUGUCCCUGUUGGUUUGCUUUGUUUUGAUGUUUGGAAAUGGCAUGUUGUUAACAUCCUUUUAUGCAUCAUCACUGGUAACAAUUUGGGUAAUCAUUGCAAUUAGAACACAAAUUUCACAGUUCUGCAAAACAGCAGUUUUGACAUGUGUUGCUCAGGGUGUUGGUUGGUUUAUAUCUACAGUUUUGUUAAAGUUCUUGAGUUCUGUCAUUCUUGGAGUUAGCGAUGAUGCCCACAUAAGCAAUUUAAUAAAAUCGAAGUUUACAAGUUAUAAAGAUUUUGAUACGCUGAUGUACACCUGUGCUGCCGAAUUUGACUUCAUGGAAAAAGAGACUCCUGUGAAAUAUUUAAAAACGCUGCUUGUGCCUAUGAUUCUCUGUGUUUCUGUGAUAAUUAUAGAAAAGGCUGUAACAGAGGUUUGGGGGGUGUUAAGAAUGAGUGACAAUAAAUCAGAUGGCACUGAACAUACCCUUUCCAAAAAGACAGCAUAUUUUGCAAAUGGAGAGAUGGUUUACCAUGUUUUGCAGUUAACAGCAUUUACAGUGCUUGCAGUCCUAAUCAUGAGGUUGAAGCUCUUUCUUACUCCUCAUAUGUGUAUUAUGGCAUCAUUGAUAUGUUCGAGGCAGCUGUUUGGGUGGAUAAAAUGGAAAUACAAUCACCAUGGGAUGGUGUUGGUGAUUAUAGUGGUCAUGUCUGUUCAAGGGUUUGCUAACCUGAGAAAUCAGUGGAGCAUCAUGGGAGAGUUCAGUAACAUCCCACAGGAGGAGCUUUUAGAGUGGAUCAAAGCCAACACCAAACCAGAUGAUGUUUUUGCUGGUGCCAUGCCAACAAUGGCAAGUGUUAAGUUGUCAGCAGAGAGACCUGUUGUGAACCAUCCACAUUAUGAAGAUGCUAGGCUGAGAGCUACAACAAAACUGGUGUAUUCUAUGUACAGCCGCAAAACAGCAGACGAGGUCAAAUGGAAUUUAAUGAAACUUCAAGUGGAUUAUUUUGUCUUAGAAGAUUCUUGGUGCACAAGACAGACCAGGCCUGGUUGUAGCUUACCAGAGAUAUGGGAUGUUGAGGACCCUUACCAUGCUGGCAAGACCCCCAUAUGUACAUUGUUAGCUAUUAAUCCCCAUCCUCAUUUUGUGAAAGUGUUUGAAAACAAUGUUUACCGUGUCUUAAAGCUUACCAAAGAUAGGUAAACAAUUGUACCUUGUGACAGCUAAUAAGAUCUUCCGAUUAUUAACACCUUCACUGGUGCAGCCUAGUGUGUGUUAUUAUACAGGCAAACACCUCUGUUGUAAUCAUUUGGGACCAGAGUCACAAGUCAUUGUUGGUACCCAGUACUCAACCUGUGUUAUGUAUUUUUUUAAGAUCUGGUCAGUCUGGUUACCAUGACUGACUUUUAUGGUUCAGAGUCAUUCCUUUGUGACAAGUAUAGUAAUUCUUCCAGAGGCCAGUCAGAUUACAGAACAAAAGAAGCUUGGUGCAAAUGUUGCAAAACUGAGAAACUAGAAAACAAAUUUAUACACAGGAAAGACUUACUCCCUUAAUGUCUAUUUAAAUUUGUUUUAAUCUUUACAUAUUUGAAUUACUUGUUUGUGUUUGUUUUUUAACAGUGUUUAAACCUGCCAUAUGAUUCACUUAAGAACCACUUCAAUGUGCUGACAGAGAAAGCACAGUGUAAAUUAUUGAAAGUGUUUUUUUUUGGUUUUGUUUUGUUUUUUGGGGUCAUUUCUAUUUCCAAAUACUCAAGCCAGUUGAGAGACAGCUUUUGAAAUGUCAAACAGAAGUCAGCUGUUUAUGAUAUUUUGGGAAUUUCUCUUUUUUUCCACACCUUCCUUUUUAAAAUCCAGGUGUACUUAUGAUGACCCAGAUUUAAACACUAACUAGUAAAUUGAUGCUUUGGUAUUUUUCAGAGUAAAAAUAUGUUCAGUUAUGUCUCAGGUCUCUAUCCUUUUUGUUUGUUUUGUUAUUAUUUUCUUUUUUUUUUAAUAUACCUCAAGUUGUUACCAUAUAUACAGGAGGAAACCAUGCAAUUAAUAAUGCACUGUAAUAAAGUGCAGGAUGCCAAAAUGUUUAUUCGCUUCUUUUUGAGCAAAGUGAGCACUAACAACUAAAAUCAUAUGCAUAGAAUAUUACCAUCUGUGUUGCUAAUGCUUAAACCCAUGUGCAAAAGGGUUGUGCAAAUAUAGGGUCUUGAAAAUAAAAAGUGUACUGUUCUAUAUUCUUUAAAAAAAAAAAAAAAAAAAAAAAAAACUAGUUUUGCAAAUUGUGAUGUGUUUUUAAGUUUUGUUGCACAAUUGAUUAUUGGGUAGAUAUAGUGAAUGGUAGAAGCAAAACUAAUGUCUGUAUAUUCAUGAAUGAUAAACUGCAGUCAGUACAUCUCCUUUGUGACAAGAUUCAUGUUUCAGUCUUUAAAAUGUGUUCAUAUUGACCACUGCUGCAGUUUAUUUAGACCUAGAGGUCAUUGCUCAUUUAUUAGAUUUUUCUCGUUAAUUGUGGUAUGUCGGUCUUUUUUUAUUUAUUUUUUUUUUCAUCUGUGGUGAACAUACUAAAACUGGUGGUUUUGUAUUUUUUUUCUGACACAGUAUUUCUUUUUAUCCCAGAUAAUUUUCUCAGAGGUGCUGUGAUUUUUUUGAUAGCACCUUCGAGACCUUCUGCAAAAUGUCAAACUCAAGCGUCGUGUGUCUUUUUCCUCCCCUGCGAAUCGACCAUGUCAGUGUUAUGUUAGAAUUGAUACAACAUUUCCGGGGUAUUCACCUCAAAGCAACACCAGACUUUACAGUAAACCGUAAUAUAAUAUUAAAAUUGGUACGAUCUAUAGUUCAGUAAAAUGCAACGAUCGGGGGAAAAUACAAAACAUAAUUGGUGACUUAAAAAAUGGAUGCUUUGAACAGUGCAUUUGAGGGUAAAUGUGGAAUUACAGAUCACUUAUUUACAUGCGGUUCACUGUUUACAAAACAUGCACAAAAGCACCUUCUCUGGCCACAACAUCGCAUUUCAUUUAGAAUUUAACAAUAUUUUUUCAAUGAAAACUAAUCCAUGUCUGGGAGGUUACUAGACGUCAUCUGCUUUUAACCACCUCUGAAGACAUCUGGUUUUUAGCCCUGUGCGAAUAAUGUUUUACUAAAGCUACCUUGUUCUGAGACUAUUAAAAGAUACCAGAGUUUUUCAGGUGUAACACAAAUCCUCUGUCUACUAGCAAUAAACUUGCAGAUCGUCUGUUAAUAUUGGGAAUAAAUGUGUCAUUCAAGCUUGUAUAGAUACAGUACCUCGUUCCUUCUGCUACAAACACAUAGCAUACCUUUAAUUCUGAAUGCAUUAUGAAGUUCUUAUCUAAGUGUCUUUUUCAGGUGUAAAACUGUCUACUGGUGUGUUUUUAGUUAUUUAAUUUUUUUUACAA
This is a messenger RNA of Polyodon spathula (Mississippi paddlefish), 4574 nucleotides long. Its product is annotated as probable C-mannosyltransferase DPY19L1. The coding region runs from base 139 to 2370 and encodes 743 amino acids. The record is from RefSeq and is a predicted model, not a curated record. The transcript is spliced from 22 exons. Gene Ontology annotation, molecular function: mannosyltransferase activity. Lineage: Eukaryota; Metazoa; Chordata; Actinopteri; Acipenseriformes; Polyodontidae. Gene Ontology annotation, cellular component: nuclear inner membrane.